Molecule: messenger RNA, 3755 nt
Organism: Cyprinodon variegatus (sheepshead minnow)
Lineage: Eukaryota; Metazoa; Chordata; Actinopteri; Cyprinodontiformes; Cyprinodontidae
Gene: itgav
Product: integrin alpha-V-like
Exons: 32
Coding region: 405-3536 (1043 amino acids)
Biological process (GO): cell-cell adhesion; angiogenesis; cell adhesion mediated by integrin
Cellular component (GO): integrin complex; external side of plasma membrane
Molecular function (GO): integrin binding
Source: RefSeq, a predicted model, not a curated record
CAUGACACAUUCCCACUGAUUCCUCGUACUGAAGCGGUGCUGCUCUGACCCAUUUUAGGAGUUGGUUCCGGCUUUCUGUUCCGUUUAUCACUCAGAAACAAAGUGAAAAACUUCCGAGGGGAGACCAGGAGCGGACCGGGUCUACCUGCCGUCCUCUCGCCUCGCUUCGUUCGCUGUCUGAGGCUCAGCGGAUCAUCCAGAGACACAGAAGCUGCUUCAUUUAGAAACCACUCGUUCUCUGGAGACCGCAGGGACAGAUUUCCCCUGAGCUGAAAGCCUCUCUGCUGUUUGACUGACGCCACGGCUCCUCGGAGUAACUAUCAGGGUGAGAGCUAGCCUCCGUUGGGUCGGUGUUUUCCCGGGUGAAGCCCCGGGGAUCUCCAGCGGCAUCGGCAGCGGCGGCCAUGGCUGCAGGACGGACAGCUGUCGGGCUGCUCUUCCUGGCGUGUUGGAGCUUCCACAGCGGAGCCUCCUUCAACCUGGAUGUGGAUAAACCCUUCGUGUACUCCGGACCAGAAAGAAGCUACUUUGGCUUUUCAGUGGACUUCUUUAAAUCCCCCACUAACCUGAAAUCUGACGUUCUCAUUGGAGCGCCUCGAGCCAACACGUCGUCCUCCAGCAGUGUGGUGGAGAGGGGAGCGGUGUACAGCUGUCCCUGGAGGAGCUCCUCCAGCUGCCAGCAGCUGCAGUUCGACAACACAGAUGACAGGACUAAAGACGGCAAUCAGAUAGAGUUCAAGUCCAAGCAGUGGUUCGGUGCCUCAGUGCGAUCUGAUGGAGAACACAUCCUGGCCUGCGCUCCCCUCUACCAGUGGUCGACCUUCGGCUUCAGUGACCGGGAGCCUGUGGGAACAUGCUACCUAAAGAAGGGCGGGACAGUGGUGGAAUACUCACCCUGCAGAUCCAACUACCACACCCCGGAGGGCCAAGGUUUCUGCCAGGCUGGCUUUAGUGCAGACUUUGUUAAGAAAAACAAAAGAAGAGUGGUUGUGGGAGGACCAGGCAGCUUCUACUGGCAGGGCCAGUUGAUCUCAGAUGAGGUCUCUGAGAUUCUCGCCCGUUUCCAAAACGAAUACGUGACUCAGUACACAAACACACGUUCCACCAAAUCAGCUGGUGCCCAGUAUGACGACAGCUACCUCGGAUACUCUGUGACAGUCGGGGAUUUCAACGAGGAUGGAGAGGAAGAUUACGUGACUGGAGUACCCAGAGGGGACAAGGCACUGGGUUAUGUCAACAUCUUCAACGGGGCCAACAUGGAAUCCAUGAUUAACUUCACCGGCUCUCAGAUGGCCGCCUACUUUGGACAUUCAGUGGCUGCCUCCGAUGUUAAUGGUGAUGGUUUUGUUGAUUUGCUGGUUGGAGCCCCUCUCUUCAUGGACAGAGGCCCAGAUGGGAAACUGAGGGAAGUGGGACAGGUGUCUGUGUACCUCGGUAGAGGCGGCUUCUCAUUUCUUCAGCCUGAGCUGCUGACAGGAUCAGAGGUUUAUGCCAGAUACGGCUCUGCCAUCACAGCAGUGGGGGACCUGGACAAGGAUGGAUACAAUGAUGUGGCCAUCUCUGCUCCCUAUGGAGGCGCAGACAGAAACGGCUUGGUCUACAUCCAUAAUGGCAACGCGUUGGGGCUCAACGCUACAGCUUCUCAGGUCCUGAAGGGUAAGUGGGCGUCCAGCUACAUGCCUGCUAGCUUUGGAUAUUCCAUGACAGGAAAUACCGACAUCGAUCAAAAUGGAUAUCCAGAUUUAAUAGUUGGAGCGUUUGGAGCAGACAAAGCCAUUUUAUACAGAGCUCGUCCAGUAAUCAAUGUGAACGCUACUAUAGAAAUAACCCCCUCCAUCAUCAACUCAGAGGAAAAAUCCUGCACCAUUCCUGGUACCAGCACUGCUGUGUCAUGUUUUAAAGUGAAGUACUGUCUGGCUGCUGGCGGCGUUGGAGCUCCAUCCUCUCUGAGUUUUAGUGUGGACCUCACUCUGGAUCGCCUGAAGCAGAAGGAGGCAACCAAACGCACGCUCUUCCUGUUCAGUCAGAAGUUUCAGUACUCUAAAAAUACGACGGUGAUCAGCAACAAACUCGCCUGUGAGGAGCAGGACGUCUUUUUAAGGGAUGAUCGUGAGUUUCGGGAUAAGAUCACUCCCAUCUCCGUGGUGAUGGACUACAGUCUGGACUACCAGCUGGCUGCAGAUCAAACCGGACUGCUGCCCAUUAUCAAUAACCGGGUGCAGCAAAGCGUCAGCAGGCAGGCUCACAUUCUACUGGAUUGUGGGGAUGACAACAUCUGUAAACCUGACCUCAGGCUGUCGGUGGAGAGCGACCGUGAACAGAUCUACAUCGGCGAUGACAACGCUCUGACCCUAAAGGUGACCGCUGAGAAUCAGGGCGAAGGGGCCUACGAGGCCGAGCUCUACGUCUACCCCCCUCAGCAGGCCGACUUUACCGGGGUUGUUCGCAGUCAGGCCCUCUCCAGGCUCUCCUGCGCCUACAAGAGGGAGAAUGAGACCAAGAUGGUGGUGUGUGACCUUGGAAACCCCAUGAAGGGAGGCACUAAGAUCGUAGCAGAUUUGAGGUUCAGUGUUCACCAGCUGUCAGAGGAGGAUACUUCAAUCAAGUUUGACCUUCAGAUAGUCAGCUCUAACCAGUUUCAAAACACAAGUCCUCGAGUCUCCAAGGUCACCCAACUGGCCAUCCUCUCCAAAGUCUCCAUCAGAGGGUCGUCGUCUCCCACUCAGGUCCUGCUGCCGAUCGCCAACUGGAAACCAAAGAACCCUCCGGUGGUUGGAGACGACAUCGGACCUCUGAUUGUACACGUUUAUGAGCUGCUGAACAACGGGCCCAGUACAUUCAGCAAGGCUUCACUGUACGUGGACUGGCCUUAUCGCUUUGGGAACGGCUCUCUGCUCUACAUCCACAACUUUGAGACGGAGGGACCCAUCAACUGCACCACAGACAUGGAGAUCAACCCACUCAAUGUCUCCAAUCCGUUGACGACCAAGAAAAACACAACUGUCGUUCCGCCAAGGGAACGAGAGACGGAGGGACGUAAUCCAGUUCGUGUGAGAAAGAGAGACUUGGAGGGCAGAGAAGCACAAAGUGACCUCCAGACACUGGACUGCGGCACAGCAGAGUGUUUGAGGCUGAGAUGUCAGGUCGGUCGUCUGGAGAGGACAAAGAACGCCAUACUGUUCAUCUACUCCCGACUCGACGUCAAUAACUUCCUGAGGGCUGAGAAUCAGAAUCGUUCUUAUUUGGUCCGUUCUACAGCCUCCUUUAAUGUCAUAGAGAUGCCAUAUAAGAAUCUGAAGACAGAGCUGCCGUCCAAUUCUACCACCGUCAGUGUGUCGGUGACAUGGGCUGACACCGCCCAACCAGUACCAGGCUGGGUGGUAGCUCUGGCCGUCCUCGCAGGACUGCUGCUGCUGGGGUUGCUCAUUUUCAUCAUGUACAAGUUGGGUUUCUUCAAGAGAGUACGCCCCCCCCAGGAGGACUGCACCGAGAAGGAGCAGCUCCAGCCGGAGGAGAACGGAAACACAGACGCUUAGAGGCCGAGAUGGAAAACAAGAGAGAGAGAGUUUGGGAGAGAAGAAUUCAGGGUAAACCAGCCUCAGAGAGAAUCACUGUAAUGACUGUUUAAGGGGCAGAUAACGGUACUUGUUUGACUUCAACCCUUCUUUUGUUAUUUUAUAUUUUUCUUUUGUUGAAUCAUGUUGCAUUUGUGCCAAAAAGAGAAGCUGAAAACACUGUUCAUAUAUGAAAAUACU